UGUCCCGCAGGUAUGCACUCUCCCUCUUCCCACGGAUCUGGGGCAGGGGCUCUGAGCCGUCCGGGCGGCAGAGCGGCAGGAAGUGCCUGAUCUCUGCGGAUGGAGCUGGGAUCUGUCUCCCGGGCUGCGACCCAAACACGGCGUCUCUCGGCAACAGUAUCCAGGGUGACUGAAGGGGAGAAGAGAGAAACGUCACAGACGCCUGGAAAUGACGUAAGAGGGAGGACACUCUGCCCUCUGCUCCACUGCAGGUCCUGCUGUACCUCAAUGGCUGGUACUUUGCUGUCUUCUUCAUUGCUGAAAUUCUCAUGUUCGUGUACAAAGGAGUCCUGUUGCCCUAUCCCCCUGCAAACUUGACCCUUGACCUGGUGCUGUUGUUCCUGUUCCUGGGACUGGAGAUCUUGCGCCUCUUCUACGGCUCAAAGGGGAACCUGUGUCAGCACUCGCUAACGCUGGGGCUCAGUGUGGGGCUGCUGGUUCCCUGCGCUGUUCUCUCUGUCUACUUCCUGCUGCUGCAGACCUUCGUGCUGCGUCUGGAGCUGCUGCUCAACGCCGUCCUGCUGGUCUUCUACUGCCUGGAGCUGCUGCUGGGCCUGGUCACCCUGACUGCCCUGUCCAGGUACUGACCCCUGAGACACGGUCACCCUGACUGCCCUGUCCGGGCACUGACCCACUGAGACACGGUCACCCUGACUGCCCUGUCCAGGUACUGACCCCUGA
Lepisosteus oculatus (spotted gar) is the source of this 720-nucleotide messenger RNA. The record is from RefSeq and is a predicted model, not a curated record. NCBI's taxonomy places the organism in Eukaryota, Metazoa, Chordata, Actinopteri, Semionotiformes, Lepisosteidae.